CUCCGCUCCCCUCCCCUUCCGCAGCGCUGCGAUUCGGGGCGCCGCCGCCGUCAGAGCCGCGCCGCGCCAUGGGCAGCCGCGGGCAGCCGCCAGCCGCCGCCGCCGCGCCCGGGGGGCUCCCGCGGGGCUGCGCGGCGCUCGGGCUCCGAGGGGUAGCGGCCGCGGGCCGCGGCGCCGCCCGGCGCGGGGGCUGCGGGAGCUGCGGGAGCGUGUGCGCCCGGCGGACAGCACAAUAGCCGGGAGGAGGAGACAGGGAAAGGGGCAGGGGGAGAGGAGGAGAGAGAAAGAGAAAGCACAACACGGGGGCUGGCGAGGGGAGGACGGCGCGGCGGCCCCCGAGCGCGGCGGAGCGAGGACCGUGCCCAGCACGGCGGCGGCAGGAGGUGGGUGGGCGGGCGGGGGCGAGCGCUGCCUCCCCCCCCGCGCCCGGCCGCUCCUUUGUCCGCCCCCUGCGAAGCGCCGGGGAGCGGCGCGGUGGGAGCGGCGGUGCUCGCCGGCGGGAGCUCGGUCAUGCCGGGGGGCGAGUAGCGAGUAUCCGGGGCUGGGGGCCGGCAGGAGCCGGGGAGGAGAGACCGCUCCGGGGAUUGGCGUUCGCCGCCCGGCUUCCCUGCAUGGACCGUGAAAGGGACGCGCUGAGUUGACGCUGCCGGAGCUGUUUGUGCUUCUGCAUGUGAGAUCCGGUUGGUUUAUUCUCUCCACCUCUCUCUCUCCAGCUUCCCUUAUUCCCUACUUACUUACUCCUGUAUGCAAAAUGGUGGACCCUGUGGGGUUUGUGGAGGCUUGGAAAGCGCAAUUUGCAGACUCUGAGCCUCCCAAAAUGGAGCUGAAAUCUGUGGGAGACAUUGAACAGGAGCUAGAGAUGUGCAAAGCAUCUAUCCGGAGACUGGAGAUGGAGGUUAACAAGGAGAGGUUCCGCAUGAUUUACCUGCAGACUCUUCUGGCAAAGGAGAAGAAAAGCUAUGAUAGACAGAGAUGGGGUUUUAAACGUGUUUCUCAAUUGCCUGAAGGGGGUGCAGAGCAGCAGACCCAAGACCUGCAUCAUCACCAGUCUGCUGACCAAGAUGAAUACGAAAAAAGCAAGUCACACCAUGGGGAGGAAAAGUUCAAACCCAGGAUACCCUCCCUACGGAAGCUCUCCACCCAGAGCGAUGGGUCAGACCUGUCGCCCCUGGACAGCCCCCAUCAUGGAGAGGGAGAGCAGGACAGGUGUAAGUAUUAUGGUGAGGAGAAACUGAAAAGAGUUGCAGAAGAUACGGAGAAUCGCUGUGAUACAGAUGGGUCUCCUUCAAAACAUAGAUCAGCUUCCACCCGCAGGCUGGUGGGGUCUGCUGAGAAGGAGGGAUCAUUUGAACCGCUUUCGAAGGACAGAGGGAACACCACGAGUGUGGCAGCUCUAAGGUCCAAUUUUGAGAGGAUUAAAAAGGUUAAUUCACAUUCUUCUGGGGAUAACAAGGAUGUUGUUGAAAAGCCCUUUUAUGUGAACAUGGAGUAUCAUCAUGAGAAGGGUCUAGUGAAGGUCAACGAUAAAGAUGUUUCUGAUAAAAUAAGCUCCCUUGGUAGCCAAGCCAUGCAAAUGGAACGCAAAAAGUCCCUGCACUCCCUCCCUUCUAACAUGGUACCCAGCUUUAGUGAGUUCCAGAGGCCCGCUUACAGGGGAAGAUCCUCCGAGAGCAGCUUCGGCUAUGAUGGAGAAUAUGAGGACGCUGAACUGAACCCCAGGUUUCUCAAAGAUAAUCUGAUUAAUGCCAAUGGCAGCAACCGCCCACCUUGGCAGCCCGUGGACUUUCAGCCCUAUCAGAGUAUCUAUGUUGGUGGAAUGAUGGGGGAAGGAGAAGGGAAAGGACCUAUCCUGCGAAAUCAGAGCACAACUGAUCAGGAAAAGCAUCUCACUUGGCCUAGGAGAUCUUAUUCCCCCAGGAGUUUUGAAGACAUUGGAGGAGGAUAUACUCCUGACUGUAGCUCCAAUGAGAACCUUACCUCCAGUGAGGAAGACUUCUCUUCAGGGCAGUCCAGCCAUGUCUCCCCCAGCCCCACCACUUACCGCAUGUAUCGGGAUAAAAGCCGUUCUCCCUCCCAGAACUCCCAGCAAUCCUUCGACAGUAGCAGUCCACCAACCCCCCAGUCUCAAAAACGGCACCGGCAGCAGCAGCAAGUCAUCGUGUCUGAGGCUACUAUUGUGGGCGUACGCAAAACAGGGCAGAUCUGGCCAAAUGAUGGUGAUUUGCCUUCUGGGAGAUGUCAUCAGGACAGCUGUUUCCAUGGGGAUACAGAUGCUUCAUUCAGCGGUACACCACCUAGCUAUGCGUAUGAUGCAGAUCGAGCUGAAGAACAGAGGCGCCAUCAUGACAUGAUGCCCUAUAUUGAUGACUCGCCAUCAUCCUCACCCCAUCUCAGUUCCAAGAGCCGGGGCAGCAGAGACACCCUAUCUUCAGGGUCUCUGGAAUCUACAAAAUCAAGUGAGCCAGACUUGGAGAAAGGCCUGGAGAUGAGAAAAUGGGUCCUCUCGGGAAUCCUGGCCAGUGAGGAAACCUACCUGAGCCACCUGGAGGCUCUGCUGCUGCCUAUGAAGCCUUUGAAAGCAGCUGCCACCACCUCCCAGCCCGUACUGACUAGUCAGCAGAUUGAAACAAUAUUUUUCAAAGUGCCUGAGCUCUACGAGAUCCACAAAGAGUUCUAUGAUGGGCUCUUUCCACGAGUGCAGCAGUGGAGUCACCAGCAACGUGUGGGAGACCUCUUCCAAAAGCUGGCCAGCCAGCUGGGAGUGUACCGGGCCUUCGUGGAUAACUAUGAAGUUGCUAUGGAGACAGCAGAGAAAUGCUGCCAAGCCAAUGCUCAGUUUGCUGAAAUCUCUGAGAAUCUAAAGGCUAGAAGCACAAAGGAUUCUAAAGAUCAGACGACGAAAAAUUCCUUGGAAACUCUGUUAUACAAGCCAGUGGAUCGAGUGACGCGCAGCACACUUGUCCUGCAUGAUUUGCUGAAGCACACUCCAGUGACCCACCCUGACCAUCCCCUCCUGCAAGAUGCCCUGCGGAUCUCGCAGAACUUCCUCUCCAGCAUCAACGAGGAGAUCACUCCCCGUCGGCAGUCCAUGACCGUGAAGAAGGGGGAGCACCGGCAGCUCUUGAAGGACAGUUUCAUGGUGGAGCUGGUUGAGGGGGCUCGCAAACUACGUCAUGUCUUUCUUUUCACUGAUCUGUUCCUUUGUGCCAAGCUCAAGAAGCAGAUUGGAGGGAAGAGCCAGCAGUACGACUGCAAAUGGUACAUCCCGCUCACUGACCUUAGCUUCCAAAUGGUGGAUGAGUCUGAGGCAGUGCCCAAUAUCCCACUGGUACCUGAUGAGGAGCUGGAUGCCAUGAAGAUCAAGAUAUCCCAGAUCAAGAAUGACAUCCAACGAGAAAAGAGGGCCAAUAAGGGCAGCAAGGUCAUUGAGAGGUUGAAAAAGAAGCUCUCAGAGCAGGAAUCUCUCCUGCUGCUGAUGUCUCCCAACAUGGCUUUCCGGGUACACAAUCGCAAUGGCAAGAGUUACACGUUCCUCAUUUCGUCAGACUAUGAAAGGGCAGAGUGGAGGGAGAACAUCCGGGAACAGCAGAAGAAAUGCUUUAAAAGCUUCUCACUCACGUCAGUGGAGCUCCAGAUGCUGACAAACUCCUGUGUGAAGCUGCAGACAGUCCACAAUAUUCCCCUCACUAUCAAUAAGGAAGAUGAUGAAUCCCCAGGUCUCUAUGGAUUCCUGAAUGUCAUUGUCCAUUCUGCCACAGGAUUCAAGCAAAGUUCGAACUUGUACUGCACAUUAGAGGUGGAUUCUUUUGGGUAUUUCGUGAACAAGGCUAAAACUAGAGUCUACAGGGACACCACGGAGCCCAACUGGAAUGAGGAGUUUGAGAUUGAGCUGGAAGGCUCACAGACUCUGCGGAUUCUGUGCUACGAAAAGUGCUACAACAAAACCAAGCUCACCAAAGAGGAUGGAGAGAGCACAGAUCGCAUAAUGGGGAAAGGCCAGAUCCAGCUGGACCCACAGGCGUUACAGGACAAAGACUGGCAACGCACGGUCAUCUCAAUGAAUGGGGUUGAAGUGAAACUGUCGGUGAAGUUUACCAGCCGGGAAUUCAGCCUGAAAAGGAUGCCAUCCCGGAAACAGACAGGCGUCUUUGGGGUCAAGAUUGCUAUUGUCACCAAGAGAGAGAGAUCAAAGGUGCCUUACAUUGUGCGCCAGUGUGUGGAGGAAAUAGAGCGGCGUGGAAUGGAGGAGGUGGGCAUCUACCGUGUCUCUGGGGUUGCAACUGAUAUCCAAGCUUUGAAAGCUGCCUUUGAUGUCAAUAACAAAGAUGUGUCAGUGAUGAUGAGUGAGAUGGAUGUAAAUGCCAUUGCAGGCACAUUGAAGCUCUACUUCCGAGAACUGCCUGAACCCCUCUUCACAGAUGAAUUGUACCCCAACUUUGCUGAGGGAAUUGCACUUUCAGAUCCUGUUGCAAAGGAAAGCUGUAUGUUGAAUCUAUUGUUAUCGCUUCCAGAACCCAACCUUGUGACAUUCCUUUUCCUUCUGGACCAUUUAAAAAGGGUUGCUGAGAGGGAAAGCAUUAACAAGAUGUCCCUGCAUAAUCUUGCGACUGUCUUUGGACCAACGCUGCUGAGACCUUCAGAGAAGGACAGUAAAAUCCCUGCUAACCCUACCCAGCCUAUCACAAUGACUGAUAGUUGGUCACUAGAAGUCAUGUCCCAGGUUCAAGUCCUUCUGUACUUCCUGCAGCUAGAGACUAUCCCUACCCCAGACAGCAAGAGGCAAAGUAUCCUCUUUUCCACGGAAGUGUAGGUACCUGUGAUACCAACAGGACUUAAAAAACUGCUCUUGGCAUGAAUCUGCCACUCUUGAGGAGAAAGAGGACCGAUGUUUCUUCAGACAUUACCGGCCUGUUCCCACCCUGGCGAACUAUGGCCCUCAGUGCUUCUGCUGUUUGUUAACCAGAGACAAGCUGAAGAAAAAGGAGAAAAACCUCUCUACUUUUGAUCAGCAGAAUCAGAAACAGUUGAACUGGAGACGGAGCUGUGCAGGAUCUCCGCUAGAAGGCGCAAUGGACACUUGAACAAAUGCACCACAGAGUGUGGCUGUUAUUCUUGUUGGGAAUGUGACAGAAGGUAUUCCUCGUUUUAUGGAUUUAAUUUAUCAUAAAGAAACUUCAAGAUUUCUACUGGACCACUUGAUAGGAUACCCCUUUUUCUGGGUGAGGGGGAGUUAAAGGAUAUAUCACAACUGUGUCUUUAAUAACUGCUGUUUUUAAAGUACUGUUCUAGGCCACAAAAAAUAGUAUUGCUUUGCCAAGAGGAGAGGGGAAGAGAAGGGUCUGGGAUCUAAUAUUGCUGCCUCAGAAAUUCAAGUCUUGAUUUGAACAGGGCUCUAAAGAAGUGAAAGAAAGUUUUGUGUACAACUGUUGGGGUUUUUUUGUCUCAUUCACCCCUUCCCUUGCAAAUCUCUGUACAAACUCUAGGGAAAGAGAUGCCCUGCUCUUGCCUCUGUUGCACUUCUGACAGUUUUUGGUGUUAAGGGAGCCAGAUCCAACCAUACUACACUGUAAAUACAUAGAGCAAGUUAAAGAGAGGCAGGAAGGAUUAGACUUAGUGCUUUAUGAUUCUGUUGCUGUUUCCAUAUAAAAGCAGGGGCAACAUUAUCCAGAGAGGAUUGCUGAAUUCCUUAGAUCCUGCCAAAUUUAAUGAAAAUUAACUUAGAAGGCUUUUAUUUCCCAACUCUCCAAAGAAAAAAUGUUGUCAUUCCAUAAUAACUGAAGCAUCUGAGGACAAAAAAAAAAAAAAAAAAAAGAAAAAUCAAUGGCUAUCUGUUUUGCUGGCUACUUACUCCAAACUUUUAUCAGAAUAGCUUUUUUGAUACUUGAAUUUUUGGAGGCUUUGUACAUUGCUUCUCUGAGUCUUUUUCUGAUAGAUACAAAUACUUUGAUAAGAUGUGUCAGAAUGUACUUUAUGGACAAUCUAGGAAGUAGCAUGCAUGUGUAUUCUCCAGAAAUUCCAACCCUCUUUUAAUUAAGAGCAGUGAAGAAAUUUCUAUGAAACUACAUACAGCAGUACAAAAGGUCUAGCCAAAUAGCAACUUUGUGUUUUCCUGCCUAACUCCGUCAAAGCCACUGGGGUUACCUAGGCAUAAAGGGCAGCAGUAUUUGUCUAUGGAAUUGAAAAUGUGAAGUAAUUGCUGGUAUCCAGACCAGAGGAAACUGUUCUGGUCAUGAAGCAGUUGUGCCAAACAUCUUCGGGGCCGUGGGGAUGAUUCCCAUUUCAUAAGCGACUCCAUCCCCCUUCACUUCCUACCCAGUUAUGCAGCAUCCAUUUAGUAGCAACCAUCCACCAUCAUCCUAGCGAGAAGAAAAGUGCAGCUUGAAGACAGGGGAAGGAAUCAGAGUGGGGAAGAGGAGGGAGGGACAGAUUUUAAAAGUUGUAAUUGGUGCAGUUAGGUUGUCAACAUCAUUUGAGGGGAAGUACCACAAAGAAAACAAACACUAGUAUGCUAAAUUUCACAUUUUCUGCUGAGUGGUCUGCAGCCUCUCAAUUCAAAAAAAUAACAAAGGUAUCUUUUAAACAAACAAAAAAAAAAAGGAAGAGAAAUUAUUUUGUAGUCAAUGUAAUUCUGACUGCUGCAUUAUAUUAGAAAUUAUUGUACUGUGAAGUUGCAAAUUCAAAAAGGAACAAAUAUAAAUUUCAACUUUGUGAGUAUAUCAACAUUUUGCAUGCUUUGUAAGGAUUCUUAUAGGAAUUUAAUAUUGCUUAGUAUCCUUCCCUCCUUAGGUCUGGGAGAAAACCUCUUUGUAAUGUAAUGUACAACUAGAAAUUCCUUCUCUCUUAUAUGUAUUUUUACUACAUUCCAGCUUUUGAACCCAUAAAAACAGAAAAAAAUGUUUAUAUUAGGAGGUGCUUGUUGUGGGGAGGGAGGGAAUGAAGGCAAAGAAACUUGAAGGCUUGAAAUUUUGCAUUUUAAUUUUUUGCCUUUUCGAAGGUAAAAAUUAGUCACAAUCCUGAAAAAUGUUGACUGAAGAAAAGUCAUGCAGACCAGUAAACCACACUCAAUGGUUUUGGUUUUAUGUAUUUUUUCUCAUUUUUAAGUAGCAGUUCUGUAACAAUCCUUUUACUCUGGCUGCCCACCUACCUGUUCCAAGUCAUUGUUUGAUAUAUUUGAGGCAGUAGCACUGCUGAUGACUUUGUUUAAAAGGAAAAAACAAACUAUACCAUGUACUAAGGUGAUAACCUUUUUCUUUUGGUGUUUAGAAUCUGUGGCUGCUCUUUGCAGUGUUGAAACUGGAAAGCAAUACCAUAAUGACUGUGCCAAUUUCCUUUUGCCCAACUUUUUUAUUUUUAUUUAUAUAGGAAGUUAAUUUUAAUAUUAAAUUACUGAUCUAUAUUAUGUAACCAUGAAAAAAUUGCUUUUGCUUUGGUUACUGUUACAGGUUUUUGCUUUUAGUUUUUCAUUACAAUGCUCAGUUCUAAUGUAACGUUAUCUAACAUGCAGGCAUGUGGAUCAGGGAAAGAAAAGUUAAUUUAACGUAACCCGUUAAUUAUUUCUGUUAAGUAUGAAUGUUUUCCCCAAAGCUGGUAAUUUUGGGCUGGAAAAAAUAGCACAUCUUACUGCUGAUGAUGAGAUCAUGGAAUGAUUUGAAAUAGGAGAAUAGAUUUCUUGGAUUUCCUUUAGUUUUGCAAUUAAGUUUUUCAAAUGGACUUAUAUUUUCAGAAAUUAAGAAUUUCCAAAAGACUUGUAUUUUCUUUGCCCAGGGUUGUUGGUGUUUUUUUUUUACUUUGUUUUAAUAAGCCUUAUCGUAUUGAACAAAAGGGACUUGUAAAACUUGGCUUUAGAGAAGGCCUUCUGAUUUCUACUCUUAAUAUUCCCCUGUCAGUUGUGUGAGAAAACCUAACUCUUCCAUUUUCUAUAUUAAAAGGUACAAUGUAAACAUAAGAGCAAACUAACAAAAACUGCCAUUUAAAAUAAAUUGUGAUGUGCACUGGGAGUUUAUACUCUUAGUUUCCAGUGUAUUGGAGAAGCCUUUCUAAAAAUGUAGCUUUCAGCUACAGGAGUCUGAAACAUGAAAACAUUUAACAGGACUUUUUCAGGUGAUUGUAGGAUAGUCUGUUAUCUCCAGUUUACGGAGAGGAAUAAGUAUCAGUUCCCUAGCAUUUAGAGAGUAUUUUAAAAUUCUCAUGGAUUUUUUUAAACACUGAUAGGUUUUUAAAUCAGUAAAUAUUAAAUAAAGCAAACUGAGACAUUUUUUCAAAGAUGGGCAAGAAAUAACAGCUACUGGAUCAGUUUCAGCUUUGUGUUUGUUUGUGCUUUGUAUGGGAAGGGAGUGUCUGAAACCAAAUUGAAACACAUCCAUUAAAAUGCUGCUGGUGUUCUUUAUUCUUGCACAAUGUUAGAAGUUGAGGUAGUAGCUAAGCUAAUUCAGGCUCUAUUUAAUAUGCUGCUAUUUUUUAAUAUAUCGGCUAAGGGCAAAAUACAGCAGUGCGUUGACUAUAAUAUUUGGCGAUGCCCACUGCCUGCCUCAAUUCUGACCUUCAGUUGCUAAGCUAAGUUCCAGGCAAUCAGUAUGCACCAUAUGAAGCAAAAUUGCAACUUUUUUGUUGGCCACUAGGUGGUGGAACCAUAGAAGAUGUUUAUGGGCGAUGCAGUAUUUUUACAGUUUAUUCAUUUUACCUGUUUAAAAAUCUGUUUUACAGUUGUUUGUUAAUUUUCUGUGACUUUAUUUAAACAAAUGUACUGUUCUGUAAAGCAUACAUGGAACUCCAAAUCUGUUCAUCACCUUUGUAACACUGGAAGGCAUCACAAUGUGAUCACUUCUCUUGCUGUGCCAUUCUUUGAAGUAUGUAUAAAAUGUAAAUUGACCAAUGUGGCUUUUAAAGAUGCUUAAAAUUUGAUGGAGAAAAACCAACUCUCUGAUUCCUCACUGGUUAAUCCUUCCUUUGUUUCACUGCCUAUUCAUCUACUAAGAUAACAUUACCAUGGCAUUCUCACUAUGGAAGAUUUAAUAGGAAAUUGGAAAUAUUUUAACAAAAACCUCUGCCCUUUCUCUUUUUACUUUAAUUCUAGAAGGGACUUGUAAUAAUAGAAGACCAACACAUUCUUUCUAAGUUUUAGGCAUUUGCUUCUGUUCCUUGAAGAAAAAUAUCUGAAAGGGCAGUUUCUUAGUAGAUAACAUCAAAUUACUCUUAUCAAAUUCCUAGUGUAGUUAGUAAGUCACUUGUUUAUUUCCUCUUAAAUUUGUAGUCCAGCUAUGUUUUCUUUGUAAAAUUGAACAUUCUCAUAGUACUGUUGUCUGAAAAAUAAGUCUGAUACCACACACUUACUUUAACAUAGGGUAAGUGGCACUGAGAUACUGGAGCCUUAGAGUUAGUAUUAGGAAUUCUCCAUUCUAAGCUAGAAUGAAUUAAAUGUUCAGAUUUAGUCUGUAAAAUUUCUUAUUGAAUGAAGUAUAUCAAUUGCCCUUAAAAUCAAUGGAAACGCUAAAGGAAGCACUUACGGUUAAUAACUAUUCCUUAGCAAGAUUUUAGGGAAGAAAAAUAACACAAAUGGAAAAGAGAGGCAUAAUUCAGAUCAUAACUCAGAUCACAUGGUCUGGGCUUGUGAAGAACAGUUCUCCUUCCAAGUCAGAGAAGGCGGCUUAUGCCCUGGAUAACUCAGCUAAGACUGUAUUGCCAGUAAAUAAACAUUAAUAUAGGAACUUCAGGAAUUUAGCUAUUGUAGCCUCUCAGUUCUGAUGUGCUGCAAUCCCUCUUUUUUGCUACUCAAAAUUUAGAGUCCAGUGAUAAGAAAGCAAGGCUUAUCACUUGCUCUCUAAAUUAUUUUUUUUCAGUCAAUAGAUAAGGAAGAGCGGUAGAGAGUCUGUAUAUUACAUUAGAUGUACCAACACCACAAAGAAGGAAAAAGCUACUAGAGUCAGAAAGGUAGAUUUUAGUUGAUAUUGAGAGAGCCAACUUCCGGGCUAUGAGGAUAAAAUGCCACAACAUGCUAUAAUGAUUAAAUGGUUGAAAUAUUAGGACCAAAGUGAACUCAAGUGUAGGCGUUGUGAUUCACCUCCUUCCAUGGACGUGUCACUAGACUCAGGCCUUCUAGGUCAAGCAGAUGUAUAAAUGUAAUUACAAGAGUUAGAGAAUGUAUAAAUGAUUUAGUUUGCCCCAACUGUUGAUUCCCUUUGUGUUACCAUCUUAUAGCGGAAUUAGAGGAGACCAUUGUAUAAACAUACACAGGUGACCUGUCUUGAGUAUUUCCCAUGUCAUUUACUUCCUACUGUCAUGUUUGGCCCCUCAGUGAGAAAGACCCCUCCUUUUCCAACAGAAACCACUUCAUUACUUCUGUACUGUAGAAACUACCGCGCUGGGAGAUUCAGUUUAUAGCAGAGCUACCCCUGGUGCAGAAUAGACCAGGUACACCUAAACUGGGCUUGUAUGACUGUCUUGUGAGCUGCAUAAGAUUCCGUUAUUUACACCAGUUCAAGCAUAUUUGGAAAUGAAUAUGACUACAGAGUGCCCAAGCCUACCAGAAAUGUUUGCUCUACUGCUUUGUCUUAAUUGCAGUCAUGUUCAAAUACUCUUGUCAAAAAUGGUUCAUCAGAACGGAGGGUUUUUUUGGACUUCCCACCGUAGCUUUUGUUAGUAUAACUGUUGCAGUCGCCUUCCCUAUUGGUAAGAUGUUCUGAGAAUCCAAGACACUCUACAGAUUAACCAUUUCUCUCCUCUGCAGAAUGAUUUAUUUUGCAAGGCCAUUUUAUAUCCCGGUGGAGGUAUAGAAGAGCAUGUUGGUGUAUAACACAGCUUCCUGCCUGGAAAGAGAAUGCAGCUGCUUUCCACAGAUACCCAAAACAGGGAUCGCAAGGAGUAGAGCCUGCCAAUGAGCAGAUGGCCCUGGGUCUUAGAUGCUCACAUCUCCCCCGGGGCAGUUUGGGAGGCCAGAAGGCAGUGCUGGGAAGAGACUUAUCCAGCCCCUUCUUUAUUGUGCCUAAUUCAAUGAUCAAAUGCCAAUCUACAUAGAGUAGCUCAAAUUUCCUGCAUUUUAGUCCCAAUUAGGGAGAAAUUGGGGCUACAGUAACUCUAGAGAUUACACAAAUUGUCAACUGAAAACUGAUCCAUAUCUGAAAACUAUUUCAAAUGUAGGUCAUAACGUGAAAGCUGCUAUAACAAAAGGACGUUAAUUCAGAACAGCCUCUUCUAAUGCAUUCACACUCUGAUCCCUUCUUUAUGGCUUACAUCUCACAGGCCAAGAGAAAUCUCGUACUGGGCUUCUUCGUAAUGUAUAAAAACUUGUGAAAUUCACUCAGUAAUGGCAAUCUAUUUGGAAUCCUGGGUAAAACUAACCUAUGCAGGGACAGAUGUUUCAGGAGAUGGGAUAUCAGCAUUAAAAGUGAUCGUGAACUACCAAGGCAGCAAGAAGAGGGUAAUGAAUUGUAGUGCUGGGUAACUGAGAGCAUCACAGUGAAUUUAAAUAUGAUCUCAAAGCAGGACACCAUGAAAUGUUGUCCUUUCUGUGUCUGUCUAGCAAAAAAACCCUCUAAAACCUAAGCCUUCUCUUGCCGUGUAAGUUGUGUAGUUUGUUCUUAUCUCUAGUGUUGCAACUGUUUUAUAGUCCAUGAAGAAUUCCAAGGAAAGGAGAUAAUAAGACUAUUUAUUUAAAUACAAAUACAAUUAAAUUAUAUAAUUAGUGCUAAAAUAUCAAGUAUAGAAGAAAAACAAUCUGUUAUUGUUUGGAUAAUUUUGAGUUUCAUCAGAGUUAAUAUUGUUGGCAUUGUUUUAACACUGUCAUGUUAGGGAGUCUGUUUUUGACAUUUUAUACCGCUGUUAGUGCUUCAGUAUCUCAUAGUGCUCUGUUUUUGGAAAAGAAAACCUAAUUCUAAUAGUUUAAUAUUGAAAGGUGUUGAAACUGUACUGCUAAACAUCUCUCAGGUUUAGGCCUAAAGAAAGGAAAAAAGGAAAGGAAAAAAGGGGGAAAAAAUGUCAUUCUGGAUUUUUUUUUAAUUUUCUGAGAUAAAUAGUAUGAAAAAGGGAUCCAAAAACUGUAUUUGGGGAAAAAAGGUCCAAGGCAUUUGUAGCCUUUCUUUGUACACAAUGUUAAAUAAAAUCUCCUGUAUCUA
This is a messenger RNA of Dromaius novaehollandiae (emu), 12107 nucleotides long. RefSeq names its product BCR activator of RhoGEF and GTPase (gene BCR). The record is from RefSeq and is a predicted model, not a curated record. NCBI's taxonomy places the organism in Eukaryota, Metazoa, Chordata, Aves, Casuariiformes, Dromaiidae. The transcript has 23 exons. Gene Ontology annotation, molecular function: protein serine/threonine kinase activity; GTPase activator activity; guanyl-nucleotide exchange factor activity. Gene Ontology annotation, biological process: intracellular signal transduction; protein phosphorylation; positive regulation of GTPase activity. Gene Ontology annotation, cellular component: membrane. Bases 752 to 4810 code for a protein of 1352 amino acids.